GCCGGUUCGGUGGCCUCUGGCAGGUACCAACUUGAUACGGCGAGGGGAAAGAAGCGGGUCCGGCUCGGCAUCUUCCGAGCAACCGCCCUACGCGACGGCGGACGUCCACUUCUGCUAUCGACCCGGAGUAGGUGAGCUAUGGUGUCGUAAGAGUGAAGAAGAAUUUGGGAAGCGAAUGAGAAUCGGGUGGGUGUGCGCCAUCACUGGCGCUCACCUUUGAAUGCUCAAAGACGUACGGGGGACAAAGUCAGAGAGUGGACUAAUAGGAGCAGAGGCACGUCAGGGCAGAGAGAGGAAGCUGAUUAUGACGAGACAAAGGUGAAAGGACAGACUUCAGGAGCAGCGACGCAACAAUCAAGGGAAAGGAAGAAGACGCAGAGAAGUACAGGAAGCUGGCCUGGUCGAGCGGUCAGAUGGCGACGAAUCAACAGCAACAGGGAGAAGGCAAUAGCAGAGCGGGCAGAUCUCCCCCUCGAGAUCGAGAUGUGGGACUAGCUGAAGAAAUGAGGGUAAAGCUCCUCAUUGCAAAAUGUUUUGAAGAUGGUAUCACUCCAGAAAACCUCUGUCAUGGAGAAUUUGUGAUGGAAAAUGGGGUAAAGAUCUUCAAGGUAGAUGAAAAUGUGGGUAGAUUGACGACAACGUGGCUCAAAGAGAGAGUGGUCACAGUCAUCUUUCAAGGAGCAGCAAGGGAUCUCCCUCUGAAAGUGAGGGAAAAUCUAAGGGCAUAUGAAAACGGAUGGACGCGCCAGCGAAUUUUUGAUCGAACGGUACGAAGAGGGAGAACUCACGGUGAGGGGCCAAAUAUUAUCUCCUAUAUUGCAAUGACUACCGAAAUAGCACAGUGGAUGGUGGCCAAGGCAGAGGACAAGGUAGUAGUGGGGGGAGUAGAGUACGCAAUGCUCUUCAAACCGUGGAUGACGAGGAAAGAGUUGGAGGAUAGGAGAAGAGUGGACGAGGAAACGAAGUUUUGGGUGAUUGCAUUGAGAGUUCCGAUUCGGGCAGCGUUCCACAUUCACGACAUGCUAGAGAAGUCAAUGGGCAUGGUGGUCAAAGCAUAUGACGCGGAGCCUGAUAAAACUCGACCGAAGUUGAUGAACAGAAAGUAUGAUCUCGUAAAGGAGGCGGAGGGCAAUUUUGAGCAGGAGCUACCGAUGAAACUGGAAGACGGCGAAGUUCUGACGAUAAAGUUUGUAUGUAAGCAUACUCAUUGGUGCGACCGAUGUCGCUGGUGUUUCCAUACGGCUGAUAAUGGAUGUCCUCGUGCAGAAGAAGAAGCAGAGCAAGAUGGCGCGGGAGGAAGAUCGGGAGGUAACUUCAAUUUUAACCCCAGGACGGCGGAUUUUCGGUCAGCGGGCUUCCAGAGGGGCAUCGAGGAAGCAGCCAGAGACAUGCAAGUAAGAAGCGGACAGAGACAACAGUCAGCCGUCCAAUCUGGAGGGAGGAUACCAAGAGGGGAGUCUUCCAAUCAAGCACAGCACUCAGUCUUGCAGACACGAGGAAGAGGGAUCGCAGAACAAGACCCAAGAGGUUGGCAGCCACAAGGAGGUGGGACGCAACAAGCCCAGCAGAUGGUUGGGAACAACCCCAUAGGAGGAGGCCCGGUCGGCGCUUUCAUCCCGUAUGUGAGCAGUGGCCUGCAUCCCUGGCAAACCCAACAGGCGGCAGGGAUAUGGCAACAUGCACAUGCACGGCAAGAUUCAGGAAGGAUGAUGCAUCAGGGAGGCAUGAUAAGGCCACCAGGGGGUCUAUACCCGGUCGCAGGGUAUCAAGAUGUGAGAGCGAGUGGAUUGGAAGCAAGAAACUUCGCUCCGCAGCAACAAGCAAGGGGAGAACUAAACCAGGAGCGAGCUCUGGUGGUACGUCAAGCAGAUCCGAAUGGGGAGGAUCGAACCUCACACGAAGUGAUUAUCAGGGAACACCAACCCCCCCCGCCGGGGAUGGACAUCGAGGAAGUAAACCCGUUGGGGAAACGCAAAGAGAGAGAAAGAGGAGCGAGUGCAGCAACAUCGGAAGCAUCAACAACGCAAGGAGGGGCACGCACAGGAAUCAACGAGCAAGAGGGAAACUCUCGGUGGGUGAUACCGGAGGGAGUAACCACUUUGGAAAGAGGGGAAAGGGAGAGGGAGGAAUCCUUCUUACUUCCCUUCGUCUGUGCUUUGCAUGGGCAGGAAAUAUUCGUAAUAGGCCUUAAGGCUCAAGACGGAUCUAUGGCUCUCCCGACAGUUUCGAUCCAAGGCCUAGCGACUCCGGAGAUUAUUGCUACUCAGACCAGAAGGAUAUACAACGACCGAUUCCAGUUUCGAAUCUUCCCGGAAGAAAUGAUGGCGAAACUGAUUACAGAUUUUCCGGGGGGGCGAAGACUGAAGUAUGCAGCACCACUGAUUGAUGCAAGGAUCCCUCCAGAGUGCUGGAACGGGUUGAACAAYGUGGGGCUGGAAUGUGUACGCCUCAACUGUUUUGUCACAAAUGAGGUAGCGGUUUUGUCCCAGAUUGCGGUUGAUCCGCGAAUACCGGCUAACUUCUUAGCAGGGUUAGACAUGUUAUUACCGAGAUCACGAAAUUUGUCCUCUCAGUACUUUGUUAAUGCCCUUCGGGGUAGCUGGGAGGAAACCAGGCUGUUGAGGACUGACAGUGAGGGGGGCAAUCAUCACGCGAGCGCGUCAGCUCCGGCAAUUGGCUAGAGAUGAGUAGGUGUCGGCUUGUUACCUGGAAUGUGCAAGGGCUGGGAGGCACGGGAGGUAGAUGUAAGGGGACUAGAAUUAAGUCAUGGGUACA
Molecule: messenger RNA, 2775 nt
Organism: Chara braunii
Lineage: Eukaryota; Viridiplantae; Streptophyta; Charophyceae; Charales; Characeae
Source: the annotation of a GenBank genome assembly